Molecule: messenger RNA, 773 nt
Organism: Phoenix dactylifera (date palm)
Lineage: Eukaryota; Viridiplantae; Streptophyta; Magnoliopsida; Arecales; Arecaceae
Product: photosystem I reaction center subunit IV A, chloroplastic-like
Biological process (GO): photosynthesis
Cellular component (GO): photosystem I reaction center; photosystem I
Source: RefSeq, a predicted model, not a curated record
UGAGGCCAUUAGCUCGCCUCACUCCACCCCCUUGCGACGAUCCUAACGUUACACAGCGGAGGAACCGUCGAGCUUCCAAAGUUGAGAGAGGAGGAGAGAGAGGAGCCCAGAAAAGAAGAGAGCUCUCUUAUUUUAUGGCAACCUCGAGCAUGGCCUCAGCGGCCUCAAGCUUUGUGUUCACGUCCAACCUUUCCACCACCACCAACACUUCCUCACGUUCCAACUCCAUCACCUUCUACAAGCCCAGCAGAAGAUUUGCGAUCCGAGCUGAAGAGGCAUCGGCGCCGCCGCCGCCGCCGGCUCCCACAAAAGAGAAUGGACCCAAGGAGGCUGCGAAGCCCCCUCCGCCACCACCAAUUGGACCGAAGAGGGGCGCAAAGGUGAAGAUCCUCAGGAGGGAAUCUUAUUGGUACAACGGCAUCGGAUCGGUGGUGACUGUAGAUCAGGACCCAAGGACUCGCUAUCCUGUUGUGGUUCGAUUCAACAAAGUAAACUAUGCAGGUGUCUCGACAAACAACUAUGCAUUGGAUGAGAUCCAGGAAGUGAAAUGAGGUCGCCUGCUUCAGUUCUGCAACCAGUCAAGUACCCAAGUCUGAAACCUGUAUAAUACCAGUCAUUGUGCACUUUUAUCUACCAACAUCUUUUAAUUUCAAAUUCCAAAUGAAUUAAGCGUCCUGGUGUAUACAUGAUCCAUCUUCACCACAUUUUCCAUUAUAUCACUGCUUGUCCUUCUAUAUUUUGUUAUUUCAUUAGUAACAGUAACUUUUGUGGCA